GACCAGUGGAGCUUAUAUUCAUCUCUUGUAUGUGAUUUUUGUGAAAAGGAAGUUUCUGAAGAUUCCUUCCCUACAAAAUUGUUGUUCUUGUGUGCAAUACGAGAUAUCCUGGAAGGAGCAUUGCAUCCGACGUUUGAUUCCCCUGAUAUAGAAGAUUGCUUGAAUCUUAUACGUGAACGUAAAACUCUCAGUGACAAUAAAGUGUUGAAGUCCGUAUGCCUUCUCAAAUCAGUGGUCACCCAAAAGAUUCUUCUAAUGGAUUCAAAAUUUUUGCUGAUUGAUAAUUCAAGGAUUAGAUUGCUAAACAGCCUCACAAGGCUUUCUGCUUUUGACAACCGCACUUAUAUCCUUCAACUGCUGAAACCUUUCUUGCUGAAUGAAAUCGUGAAUAUGGAAUACAAAGCCAAGUCAGAUGCAGCAGAUGCAGCAGAAGCAGAUCUUUUAAUCGAGGAGGAGAAGAAGCCACAAUCAAAGAAGAAAAAUAAGAAAAACUCAACGAGCAAGUCUAGACCGCGUGAUAAGACUGUUGAACAUAAACCUUCUGUCAACCUUGAACCGGAAAAUACAUCUUCAUCACAAAAGACGGUGGAAGAUGAUUCUAUGGAACCAGGAAAUGAAAUUCAAGAGGAAGAGCAUCACCAGUUAGACCCUGAUUUGCAAAACCUUGGAGAAGAUUCAGAGCCAGCAGCUGCAGAAGCUACAACCAGAUACAAUUCAGCUUUUGACGUGACGCUAAAGGUAAAGCAAUUACCAACCAGGCAACCAACACAAGAUUCAAUACCUAAACUCCCAUCUUCUGAUUCAGCUCGUUCCAUACCUCUGUACUUCCUUAUUUUCUUUGAUAAGUACACAAAAACAUACUUUCCUUCUGCGCUACAAAAAUUCUUUGACGCUUUUGUGUCAGAGGUGAUAAAAAAUGAUGAGGGAAUCUACAGUGGCCUGUUGAGCGACUUACUUGCUUACCUAGAAGAGGUUCAUUACAUGUCAAGUAAAGCUGCUGAGGUACUUGUAGCCAUCCUUGAGUUUUGGCAUUGCUGGAAAAAUCAGGAAAGAGAAAGCUUGGUAACUCGCCUUUUCACGUUGGAGGAAAAUGAAAAAAUGAGUUGUACCAGAUGCAGAAGGAAGUCAGAUUAUCCAGAGCAAAGUUCUUAUGGCAUUGUUAUGGCUGCAGAUUCAGUCAGAGACCUGAAGUGUUCUCUUGGGAAUAUGGAGUUUGUGGAUAUCAUUAAGGUGAUCCGCAUGGAAUUUAAAAUGUUCUGUGACCUUAAAACAGGAGGAUGUGGAAAGACAAACUUUGUUCAUCACAUUAUAAGUAAACGCCCACCUAUCUUCAUAAUCGUUUUGGAAUGGGAGAAGAGCGAAACUGAGAAAGAAGUAUUUGAAACAACAAAGGCUUUGGAGUGGGAAAUAGACAUCAGCAGGCUAUAUGAAGGCGUAGAACCAAACACUAACUACCGGCUUGUGUCAAUGGUUGGUUGUGGUGAAGAAGAAGAAGAGCACAUUUGCAUAGUUUAUGAAAAGAACCGGUGGGUCAAACUCAGACGCACUGCUUUUGAAGGAGAGGUAAAAGACGAAACUGCUUGUCUUGCUUGAGUUGAAUAAUGAAUUCAGAUAGGCGAGAGAGAGGUGAUGGA
This is a messenger RNA of Camelina sativa (false flax), 1634 nucleotides long. NCBI's taxonomy places the organism in Eukaryota, Viridiplantae, Streptophyta, Magnoliopsida, Brassicales, Brassicaceae. The record is from RefSeq and is a predicted model, not a curated record.